CCCCUUCACAUAUAUCACUGCGCGAAUCGACGAGAACAAAAACGUGAAGGGUGGAGCGAAAGAAAGAAAGAGGGAGAACACCCCCACCAAGAAGGGAAGAACCAGCCAUGAAGCCCCCCACCACCGCUCUCCUCCUCCUCGCCGCCCUCCUCACCACCGGCGCCGUCCUCUCCACCGACUCGCGCGACCUCGACGACGAGCGCACCUCCUCCUCCAAGCACCGCGGCAGCCACCCGGGCCGCGGCGUCCCCGGCUUCGGCCCCGACCCCGGUGGCUUCUUCGGCCCCGGGGGCGGCGGUUUCGGCAUCCCGGGCUUCGGCGGGUGGGGUGGCCUCGGUGGCGGCUACGGCUACGGCUCCGGCGGCCCCGCCGGGGGCUCCGGUGGGCAUGGCGUUGUCCGGCCGUCCGUGGUGUGCUCGGAGAAGGGCCCCUGCUACAAGAAGAAGCUGACGUGUCCGUCCAAGUGCUUCACCUCCUACACCAGCUCCGGCAAGGGAUACGGCGGCGGCGGCGGUGGCGGCGGAUGCAGCUUUGACUGCAAGAAGAAGUGCGUCGCUUACUGCUGAUUUCGUAAUUAACUUUACCUCCUCUUAGCCCACUAUGCGGUCGUCCGCAUGCGUUGGAUCGUACGCCUUAUUUCCAUUAAAAUAGUAUAUUAUUAUACUAUAUCUAUAUGCUGGUGUUUUGCUGUUACUUUUAUGUGAGUGGGUUGGGAUGCUGCUGCUGUGUUAUGUAUGUCUGUAUGAUAUGGUAUGGUUUGGUAUGGUAUGUAUGGGACAUAGAUGAAUAAAGAGGGGGCUUUACGUAGUUCGAUGGAUAGGGGCUUUUGAAGGGUAGUAAGAUGCAUUCAUAGCUGACUUGGUGUUAUUUGAGGUGUGUGGAUUUUUUAUCUCAUGUUUUGUUAAUCUUUUGGUGAUGGUGAGCUUUCUAUGGGUAUGUAUGUGUGGAUUUGUGAGUUAGUAGACUUUGAAUGUACCUCAAAGACUUCUCGUAGUUCAGAAGUAGUAUUAAAAUGAAUGUAGGGUGGACUAGCUUUGGCUUUUAUUAUCCUA
This is a messenger RNA of Phoenix dactylifera (date palm), 1052 nucleotides long. RefSeq lists its product as uncharacterized. Lineage: Eukaryota; Viridiplantae; Streptophyta; Magnoliopsida; Arecales; Arecaceae. The record is from RefSeq and is a predicted model, not a curated record.